UCUUUUAAUUUUGACCAUUUCAUUCCAUGGAAGAAGAUCCAUAUUUGACACAAGCACGUUCAUCAGAGAUUACAAGUUCGAAGCAUGCAAUGAAAUCAAUUCAAGGGACCCAUUUAGUAGGUCAUGGUGUCCAACUGGUUGUUCUUGACAACCCAUGGCCAUGCAUGUUUCAUAAAUUUUACUGAUGAAGCAGAAUUAGCUCAAAUAAAGUUUUUUGUCUGAGUCGAAAAUGGAGAAACACGUCAGGGAAGGAAGGUCUUUGUCUGAAACCCCAACAUGGGCUUUCGCUACUGUGAUCGCUGUAAUGGUCUCUCUUGGGUUCUUCUUCCAAAUUUCUCUAAAGCGGUUUGGAAAGUGGCUAGAUAGGACUAAGAGAAAAUCUCUUUUUGCAGCACUGGAAAAGAUCAAAGAAGAGCUAAUGCUUUUUGGGCUUUUAUCACUGUUGAUGGGUCAUUGGAUCGUUGUUGUGGCCAAGAUUUGUGUUAAAUCAUCAGUUUUGAGUAGCCGAUUUUUUCCUUGUGGAUUAGAAGAAAUUUAUGCAGUUAAUGAUGCUCUCUCUUCAAGCUCCGAGUUUGUGAAUAAGUCUGCUUUUAAAAAGCAUUUUACAACUCAUGAUUUUUGUUCUGAGGGUCACGAAUCGUUCGCCUCAUACGAAAGUCUCGAACAGCUUCACCGUUCCAUGUUUGUUCUUGGCAUUACACAUGUUUUAUACAGCUUUGCUGCCAUUGCUUUAGCCAUGCUCAAGAUCUAUAGCUGGAGAGUAUGGGAAAAUGAAGCUAAAGCUAUAGCUACUCAGACCUUAGAAGAAACUCCAGAAGCUCUGCCAAAAUGUGCAAGAAUGAGGAGAAUGUCUACUUUCAUUGAUCAUCAUACAUCUCAUCCAUGGAGCCAGCAUGGGAUUCUAGUUUGGCUGCUUUGUUUCAGCCGCCAGUUUUGGAGUUCUAUUAACCGAUCUGACUACAUGGCUUUGCGAUUGGGCUUCAUCACUAAUCAUCAACUUCCUUUGUCAUAUGAUUUUCAUAAUUAUAUGCUUCGAAGCAUGGAGGAAGAAUUUCGUGACAUCGUGGGCAUCAGUAUUCCUCUAUGGAUAUACACCAUAUGCUGCAUCUUUCUAGAUUUUCAUGGAAGCAAUAUUUAUUUUUGGCUUUCUUUCUUUCCUGCUAUUUUGAUCCUGCUCAUCGGUACUAAACUUCACCGAGUGGUGGUAAAGUUAGCUGUUGAAAUCAUGGAUCGCUGUCCAUACAUGGAAAAUCACCAGUUUAAGCUGAGGGAUGAGCUCUUUUGGUUUAAAAGACCUAAGCUUCUUUUGCACUUGAUACAACUAAUAUCCUUCCAGAAUGCAUUUGAAAUGGCUACUUUUAUUUGGUCCCUGUGGGAAAUCAAAGAGCCUUCUUGUUUCAUGAACAACCGUAAAUUUAUUGCGAUUCGCUUGUCAUUUGGGGUGAUAUCCCAGUUCUGGUGCAGCUUCAUCACAUUCCCACUCUAUGUUAUCAUAACUCAGAUGGGUUCAAGGUUCAAGAAAACUGUAAUAUCUGAUAAUGUGAGAAAAUCGCUGUUAGGGUGGCGAAGAAGAGUUAAAGCCAGGCAUACCAUGUCACAAACUAGUACUACUCCACUCAUCCCGAGUGAAGCAGCAACUUCAUCAUCAGAUUCUGUGAUGACCGAGUCAGUCCGGACUGGUGAUGACUUUGCCACAACUAGCACAGAAGGAAGCUCUGCAGGAUCUCGCAUUAUCAAUCUCCCACAUCAGAGAGCUGAAGAGGGAGAGAGAACAACUUAUGAAAUAAAUCCUGAAAACUCAGACCAGUUACCAUCACCUUAUGAUAUUCAUAGUAACGAGUAUGAAAUUAGACAUCGUAAUGUUAAUAACCACGAUGUAAUAUCUCCUUAAAACUAUUAUAUACUAUCAGUGUAUUGUUGUUGUACCAUGAAUGUUCGAAUUAGAAUUUUGUAUUUGGGCUUAAAACGAUUUUAAUGGAAUUCUUACCUUCAAGGUAGAGAGGGAAGAA
Molecule: messenger RNA, 2009 nt
Organism: Humulus lupulus (European hop)
Lineage: Eukaryota; Viridiplantae; Streptophyta; Magnoliopsida; Rosales; Cannabaceae
Product: MLO-like protein 4
Exons: 15
Coding region: 230-1891 (553 amino acids)
Biological process (GO): defense response
Cellular component (GO): membrane
Source: RefSeq, a predicted model, not a curated record